CCGCUCCGCUCCCUCCUCAGCUUGCUGUACACUGGCACGCCACACGCUCGCAUGAACAGCUAGCUGAUCGAUCGAGGCAUCGAGCAAACAUGGCGAGCGGCGGCGGCUACUACUACGACCAGACCACGGCGACCUACCUGCCGGCGCCGGCGCCGAGGGCGACGUCGUUCCACCUCUUUUUGUUCCUGGCCACCGCGGCGCUGCUCGGCGCCACCUCCUUCUACUCGCGCUACGAGUCCGCGGUGGAGAGCCUGGUCGACCAGGUCCGGAUCGCCGUCGUGCUGUCCCCGCUGCUGCUCCUGCUCGCGGUGCAGUACUGGGCGGCCACGUCCGGGGCGCGGACGCGGGGCGGCGGGGUCUCGUCGCUGCUCCUCGGGGACCAGCCCUCAUGGUACGGCGGCGGCGGAUGGGGCCAGCAGCAGCGUGACGGCGCGGGAGCGUCGUCGUCUCCGUGGGGGGUGGCGCUCGCGCUCGCCCUCGUCCUGCUGCUCGUCUCCUACCAGUCGUGCUUCCGGAACCUGUGGUUCCCGCUGGUCAGCCGCCGGUGGUGAGCCUUAGGCCAGAGCUUAUCGAGGCUGCCACUUCAAUUCUUGCCGUGCAGCUCACCGGGUGCGAAAAGAGUCGUCAUCAAUUGGCAGCUCACCGGUGAAUAUUUGGCAGUGAACCGGUUGCAUCCAUAAACAGAACUAGUUACCUAGGCAGAGCAGAUUCCAAUAUGACUGGAGAAUUACUGGAGCUUCAAAGAGCAACGAAUUUGCUGUUUGUAUUCUGGAAGCUGUAGUGUUAGACUGACAGCUUGGGUAGCUACCCCGGGCUGUGAUCAACAAUAUACGUGUAAUUAUUGAUAGAAUAUUGAAUAGAAUAAGGAAAGUUUCGCUUUCUUUGAUUUCUGACUUGUAAGAAUCUGAGCAUCAGAGCAUGUGAACUGUGAAGAACUGAGAAAACUAUUAUUUGCACA
Messenger RNA from Setaria italica (foxtail millet), 958 nucleotides. RefSeq lists its product as uncharacterized. NCBI's taxonomy places the organism in Eukaryota, Viridiplantae, Streptophyta, Magnoliopsida, Poales, Poaceae. The transcript has a single exon. The record is from RefSeq and is a predicted model, not a curated record. The coding region runs from base 90 to 551 and encodes 153 amino acids.